AGGUCAGUAAACAGUCCGUCCAUACCCUGGUGUUUCGAUCACUCAAGAGGUCACAUGAAAUGUUCAUAGCUGAUAAUGCCCAUCCUCCUAACAGGGAUCCUCAUGCAGAUACGGUUAAGGUUGCCUGCAAAGUUAGAGAUCAGUAUGGGAUGGUACAGAAUCUUACAGCUAACACAGAACACCAGAGAAUAGCUGAACUAUCACACAGAGAAAUAAGAGAAGGGAGCCAGGAGUAUGAACAAGGUUAUGAGGAGAUUCCAGCUCACAUUCAGCCCGGACAUCCGUAUCCAAACGCUCCAGGAGUACCAUUAUCUGAGCAGAAUGCACGACAGCCCGGUCUUAGUGAGGGUGGGAUACAGCAGGUGAUGAGGGGGCUUCCACCAUCAGAAGCACAGAUUCAAGCUUCAAGAACAGCACAUGGAGUUGAAGACAUUCAAAGGAAAGCUGGCAUUCCAGAGAGAAUACAACCCCCAGGAUCAAGGGCCUUGGUGGCUGUUUCCUCGGGCACCAAGAACUCGCAAGCCCUUGUUGCGAGGAAAGCUCCCACAAUGCCCAAACCAAAGUGGCAUCCUCCUUGGAAGUUGUAUCGAGUGAUCAGCGGCCAUCUUGGAUGGGUUCGGAGCAUAGCUGUGGAACCGGGCAAUCAGUGGUUUGUCACAGGGGCAGGCGACAGGGUCAUCAAGAUCUGGGAUCUGGCUAGCGGUCAGCUGAAGCUGUCGUUGACCGGUCAUGUGAGUGCUGUGCGUGGUCUUGCAGUGAGCCCUCGUCAGCCCUACCUCUUUUCUUGUGGUGAGGACAAGAUGGUCAAAUGCUGGGAUCUUGAACAAAACAAGGUGAUAAGACACUACCACGGUCAUCUCAGUGCCUGCUAUGCCCUUGACCUUCAUCCGACCAUCGAUAUCCUGGCUACGUGUGGACGUGACGCUACCAUCAGGAUAUGGGACAUCCGGUCAAAGGCCUGUGUCCACACACUGACCGGUCACACCAAUACAGUGGCAUCAGUCAAGUGCCAGAGUGCGGAACCUCAGAUUGUCAGUGGUAGCCAUGAUUCAACCAUCAGGCUGUGGGACCUGGCAGCGGGCAAAACUAGGGCAACUCUCACCAACCACAAGAAAAGCGUCAGAUCAGUCGUACUACAUCCCAAACUGUAUAUGCUGGCAUCUGCCUCUCCUGAUAACAUCAAGCAAUGGAAGUUCCCUGAAGGAAACUUCAUGCAGAACCUAGGAGGGCACAACGCCAUCGUUAAUUGCCUGGCCGUCAACUCAGAUAAUGUUCUUGUAUCUGGAGGAGACAACGGCUCCCUUCAUUUCUGGGACUGGAGAUCGGGUUUCAACUUCCAGCGGACCCAGGCUCCCGCCCAGCCUGGGUCGCUGGACAGCGAUGCUGGGAUCUUUGCCAUGACCUUUGACCACAGCGGAAGUCGUCUACUGACUGCAGAGGGCGACAAAACAAUCAAGAUCUACAAGGAAGAUGAAGAAGCGACGGAAGAAACACAUCCUCUAAACUGGAAGCCAGAGAUCAUGAAGAAGAAGAAAUAUUAAAGAGAAAAAGAUGGGAAGCUGUUACUUCUUUGAACAUUGGUUGCCGGAUAGAAUGCUGCUUGUAGAUUUAGGCAUGAAUCAGUGACCUGAAAUAUGGCAUGUCAUUGAUGCUGUCUGCAGAGUUAGGCACAAAUCAGCGACAGAGAUAUGACAUGCCGAUUGAUGCUGUCUGUAGAGUUAGGCACAAAUCAGUGACAGAGAUAUGACAUGCCGAUUGAUGCUGUCUGUAGAGUUAGGCACAAAUCAGUGACAGAGAUAUGACAUGCCGAUUGAUGCUGUCUGUAGAGUUAGGCACAAAUCAGUGACAGAGAUAUGACAUGCCGAUUGAUGCUGUCUGUAGAGUUAGGCACAAACCUACAGUGACUUGGAUAUGGCAAGCCAAACAUACACAUCAAUUAUAUUACCUGAAGUUGACAUAUGUACUGGGUAGUUGAUCAUAAUGAUUUACGCUGUUAAAGCUAUGUGAGAGUUCUCGGUCCCAUUACAUAAAUGUUAUCAUUAUGGUAACUUUGCCAUCUAAUGGUAUCUACCAUGGUAACAUUGCUCAUCAGCCAAUCAAAAUCAAGGAUUUGAGGGAAGUUACCAUUGGAUGGCAAAGUUACCAUAAUAGUAAACAAAUGAUGCAUGCACAUGAGUUCAUUAUGCGAUCUAUCCUCACUUGAGUUGAGGCUCUGUUCAAUCCAUUGCACAAAGCGUUUAGGCUGAGUGCAAUGGUUUGAACACAGCCUCAACAAGAGUGGAUAGGUCGCAUAAUGGACGAAUGAAGACAUGCAUCAUUUGGUUUAUACAACGACUCUUCUAGAUUGUGUUAUUUGACAAACUAGGAAAAAGAUGGAAUUAGAAUGUAUUUGCCUUUGUCCAACAACUAGAUAUUUCUGAUAACAUGAUUAUUUUCCCUAUGUUUGAAAGCAGUUGUUGUCAUUCGUUUGUGACGCGCUUUGAUUCAUUAAUCUAAGUGCGCACAGUCAGCCUUGUUGAUGUACUUUACUUUGAUGCACGCAAAUACACACGCACAUGCAAAAUGUACAUGCUCAGUGGUCUACACUAAGGGAGAGAGCUCAACCGUGCAAUGGAAAAAUGCAUGGUCGCUGUGCAAUGGAAAAUAAAAUUUGCAUGCAGCACAAAAUGGAUCAAAUAUUGAAUGACUUUCAACCGGUGAAAUCACAAUAAUCUUUGUAUGAGUUAUAUGAUAACUUUUACGCAACAGAGCCCAGGCAGAGAAAUCUAAUUUUGAUAGGAAAUAAUGUUUGAUUUGAAUCGAUUUGAUUUAUUACUUCACAUUCCACAAAAGCAAAUAAGAACAUAAUAACAAUAAUUACAUUCACUGUUUUACAGAUAUUUUGGCACCACAGGAAUCUCUUUGAUUUAGGCAAACUUCUCAUGAGAAGAUGUAAACAACACAUGGUCGCAGAUUCAGAUGGGAAUUCAUAAUGCUGUUCAUGACUUAGUAGACAACUGGGGCCGGUCAUACAGACAGAGGCGAUUGGUCCGAUCAAUCGCAACUAUGGCACGGCAGCAACGUUAACCUCUAAAAUACAUGUUUGUUCAAAAUAUUUUCUAGAAAUGACGUAUAUACAUACACUAACUGUUUUUCUUGACAAUUCAGUAUGCUUCUCUUUGUUUUCAAAGGACAUUGAGCUUUUUUUUAAAGACAAAAUUAUGACAUGGAUGGAAUUCCAUAUACUUGAGAUUGAUCGUAUCAAUUGUAACUGUUUGUAAGAUGGGGCCCUGGAAUAUGGUCUUAAGUCAGCUGUAGAGGGACGGUUUAGCACAAGAAAGGAUCAUUACCAACAGCUUUAUGACACACCCACCAGGCCUACAUCAGGGGCCUUUGACACAAAGCUUAGCAAUCAUCGUAGAACAUGGUUUUUAUGAUUGAUUGCAGUGAACACAAUGUACAAUUAAUCAUGAAAAUCAAGCGUACGAUUAAUCGCUAACUUUUGUGUUACAGGACCCUUGUCUGAAGAAAGGCUUCAAAAGAUCUGACUUUUACAGAUUCAACUGAAGUUGAUGUGAUCCAAGCUUGGCUUGCCAUAUGCUUGUCGUUCAUAAAAUCAUCCAUAUUUUUUAUGUAAAGAUAUAUGAAACGGCCCCACGGGCCUGUUCCAUAUAAGCUUGUUAUACUAACAUUUGCAUAGAUAGGUAAAAGCUACUGAAAUCCUUCAAUCUGAUUGGCUAAUAGUAUUUUUUUAUGAAAUGGACCCCUGGGGCGGUAUUCUGAACAUUGUAAUUUCUCCAUAUUUUAUCUUUUCUCAGAGAUAUGACAAAAUCGGUAUUCUGGUGGAUGUCAUAACUUUUGUCACAAAAAUUGUCAUAAAUUUUGUCUCUUCUAUCUUUAGCGCGCACCAAAAAUAUGCGGCUUUAAAUGCGCGUAAUCCUUUUAUACAAGCAAAAGAUAUGACAAAAGUUGUGACAGGGGGUAGCAGUCAUAAAUUUUGUCAUAUCUUUUAGUACCAAAUAUCUAGAUACCCUGCCGACUGAAUAACAAGCAUAUAAUGAUAUUAUUUAGAUAAGAUUGUGGUAUUAGGUUCACUCAUCAUCCAUGAACAUUUUCAAUAUUAUAUUUUCAUGCUACAAUUAAUUAGGCCCUACUUAUUAAUUCCUCCUUUUUUUCUCUGUUUUCCUUCUUUUUCUACUUCUCUAAAAUCCUUCACAGCUCCCUGUCUCUCUUUGUAAUUAAGCGCAUCGAUAUUCGCGUUGCUGCGCGAUGCCAACAACUGUAUUGGGGAUACGCCCUACCUGUCACGGGGCCUUCCUAUUGGCUAGAAUGGCUCCCACUGGGAACUAACGAUGAUUUUGAUUGGUUUGCUUCCGAAAAGAUGGGUGGGAACUUAUAGAGAUAUGACAGGGAAAAGACAUUGUUCAGGAUACCGAUUUGUGACAAUCAUAGGGGUGUCACAUCUCGGAGAGAAAUGACAAAAUUUAUGACAAAAGUUAUGACAGUGUUCCAGAAUACCACCCCUGAUUGCUUGUAACUGAGGCCAUAGGGCAGCCACUCAUCUUACGACUGGUCUGAAUUUCCAAUUAUGUAACGAAUGGCCAUUUUUUGUGUUGUAAAAUAAACAUCCUAAUGUCUGACCAAUUUGUAAAAAUUUGUAAUAAAAAUAAAAUGUACAUACUUA
Messenger RNA from Lytechinus pictus (painted urchin), 4663 nucleotides. RefSeq names its product pleiotropic regulator 1-like. The record is from RefSeq and is a predicted model, not a curated record. Bases 60 to 1541 code for a protein of 493 amino acids. Gene Ontology annotation, molecular function: protein binding. Gene Ontology annotation, biological process: mRNA splicing, via spliceosome. Gene Ontology annotation, cellular component: Prp19 complex; precatalytic spliceosome; catalytic step 2 spliceosome. Lineage: Eukaryota; Metazoa; Echinodermata; Echinoidea; Temnopleuroida; Toxopneustidae. The transcript has 12 exons.